CGCCCGAUCCAUUCAGUGCCCGCGGCUGCGCCGGGACGCCGGCUGGCGUAUCCAAUGGCGAAGGCGAGGGCGGGGCGGCUCUGACACCCUUGAGAGAAACGGAACAGAAUGGGUGAUGUAGAGAAGGGCAAGAAGAUCUUUAUUCAGAAGUGUGCACAAUGUCACACUGUUGAAAGUGGAGGCAAGCACAAGACUGGCCCAAAUCUCCAUGGAUUAUUUGGACGCAAGACUGGCCAAGCUGAAGGAUUUUCUUACACAGAUGCAAACAAAAACAAAGGUAUUAUCUGGGGCGAGGAUACGCUUGCAACUUACUUGGAGAAUCCGAAGAAAUACAUCCCAGGAACAAAAAUGAUCUUUGCAGGUCUCAAGAAGAAGACUGAGCGUGAAGACUUGAUAGCUUACCUUAAAUCUGCCACCAAGUAACUUGCAGCCACAGCAUCUGCUGCCUUAUUUAUUAAUGGGUAGAUUUGUCUCCUGAUUGAGCAACCUGGCAAAAGUGUUGCAGUCGAAUUUUUAACUGGUUUUUUUUAACCAUGUUCUUCUGUACAAGGCAUUCUCUACCACCCUGUAACACUGUUGUUCAGUUUUAAAAUUGUAAAUCACUGGUAAUCCAUUCUGUUAAGACAACAAUAAAAGGGAAAAUCACUCAUCAA
This is a messenger RNA of Pristis pectinata (smalltooth sawfish), 653 nucleotides long. Its product is annotated as cytochrome c. The transcript has 3 exons. Gene Ontology annotation, biological process: mitochondrial electron transport, cytochrome c to oxygen; mitochondrial electron transport, ubiquinol to cytochrome c. The record is from RefSeq and is a predicted model, not a curated record. Bases 109 to 423 code for a protein of 104 amino acids. NCBI's taxonomy places the organism in Eukaryota, Metazoa, Chordata, Chondrichthyes, Rhinopristiformes, Pristidae. Gene Ontology annotation, molecular function: heme binding; electron transfer activity. Gene Ontology annotation, cellular component: mitochondrial intermembrane space.